GGUACCCGCUGGCUCUGCUGGCGGCCUCUGCCCGGAUCUCGGCGCCCAGGCCGUGCGCCUCUGCCGCCCUUGUCUCCGGUUUCGCGGGCACGGCGGAGGCGGCGGAGCUCUGGGCCACCGUAUCUGGAGUAGAGCAGAAAAAUUAUUAUGACUGUGUGCCCUUGGGACUCAUUGGAAAUUGCACAGUGACAUCUUCUGGGAUUUAGUCUGGAAUAUACAAACUUGUGCCUAAAAUGGAAGUAGAUAUUAAUGGAGAGUCCAGAAGUACCCUGAGCACCCUGCCCUUCCCCGUGGCCGAGGCGAGCUCCCCUGGAAAGGCAGAGGCAGAGAAGCCCCGCUGCUCCAGCACGCCCUGCUCACCGAUGCGGCGGACUGUGUCGGGCUACCAGAUCCUCCACAUGGACUCUAACUAUUUGGUCGGCUUUACAACUGGUGAGGAACUCUUGAAAUUAGCCCAGAAGUGCACAGGAGGUGAAGAGAGCAAGGGAGAAUCCGUUCCUUCUUUGCGCUCCAAACAGCUGGAUGCAGGACUUGCCCGUUCCUCUCGUUUGUAUAAAACCAGAAGUAGGUACUACCAGCCAUAUGAGAUUCCAGCUGUCAAUGGCAGGAGGCGAAGGCGUAUGCCCAGCUCAGGAGACAAAUGCACUAAAUCUCUACCUUAUGAACCUUAUAAGGCCCUCCAUGGGCCUCUGCCUCUUUGUCUUCUUAAAGGUAAGAGGGCUCACUCCAAAUCUCUGGACUACCUCAAUCUAGAUAAAAUGAACAUCAAGGAACCAGCUGACACAGAAGUGCUACAGUACCAGCUUCAACACCUAACUCUGCGAGGGGACCGUGUGUUUGCGAGGAAUAAUACAUGAAGGACUUGCAGAGAGUUUAAACCAGUUUAGGUCAGCGGCUACUUGGCUAGAAAAAACCCACUGUUGUACUCUGUACUUGACUCUUCAAAUUAUAGAUGGUUAUAUCAGCUAAGUGUUCUUGGAAAAUAAGAAUUGUUUGGAUCAAAUUUUGAAUACAGGAAUGAAACCAUAGGUAUUUGGGGGGGGAGGUGGAUCAUUCUAGAGCACGCAACUGCAAAGAAAACAGAGUGUUGACCAUUAGUUUGUAUAGCUUUUUAGCUAGGAAAAAAGGCUUUGUUACGGUAAUUUCAUCUUUAUGAUUCUGACACUGAAAUCGGGAAUGUUAAUCUGCUUGGUUGUUGCUGACUUGGUAUGAUUCAUUAGAAAUUUAUAUCUUAAGUACUCAAGUACUUCUUGAAUCUCUGUAUUUUACUAUAAAAUGUAUGUAAUGAUUUGUUUUAUGAAAUUUAGAACUUGAACAUUGCUGAA
Messenger RNA from Cynocephalus volans (Philippine flying lemur), 1325 nucleotides. RefSeq names its product macrophage immunometabolism regulator (gene MACIR). NCBI's taxonomy places the organism in Eukaryota, Metazoa, Chordata, Mammalia, Dermoptera, Cynocephalidae. The record is from RefSeq and is a predicted model, not a curated record. The coding region runs from base 234 to 857 and encodes 207 amino acids. Gene Ontology annotation, biological process: negative regulation of fibroblast migration; negative regulation of cytokine production involved in inflammatory response. The transcript has 3 exons.